GAUCUAUUGGUUGAUCCUACACGGUGCAUUGUGUUUGCAACAUAACUUAUUUCUGCAGUCAGUAUGCAGGUUUGUCAACCUGAACUCAACCGAAACCUACACAAAUGUUACUCGACGUAAAUGUCCCGUGUCAUAUGCUGUGCAGGGAAACAGGUUAGGAUCUCUAGGGAGUUACACGACCAUCACCAGUAGCGACGGCUGACGCUUAAGACGGCAUUGGGUGACAGCGAGUGACUGUUCAGGCAGGACAACAAGGGACAUGAGAGACUGUCGGUGGAAACAAGAUACAAUGUAGACUGUCGGUAGAAACAAGGAAUAUUGGGGAUUCUCGGUAGAAAUAUGGCAUAUAAAAGAGCAUACAGUGUGCCUAUUUGUCACAGGAAAUGGACAGUGGUGACAUUGUUCACAGGGAACAGACAGUGGUGACAUUGUUCACAGGGAACAGACAGUGGUGACAUAUUGUUCACAGGACACAGACAGUGGUGGCAUAUUGUUCACAGGGAACAGACAGUGGUGGCAUUGUUCACAGGGAACAGACAGUGGUGACAUAUUGUUCACAGGACACAGACAGUGGUGGCAUAUUGUUCACAGGGAACAGACAGUGGUGGCAUUGUUCACAGGGAACAGACAGUGGUGACAUAUUGUUCACAGGGAACAGACAGUGGUGGCAUAUUGUUCACAGGGAACAGACAGUGGUGGCAUAUUGUUCACAGGGAACAGACAGUGGUGGCAUAUUGUUCACAGGGAACAGACAGUGGUGACAUUGUUCACAGGACACAGACAGUGGUGACAUUAUUCACAGGGAACAGACAGUGGUGACAUUGUUCACAGGACACAGACAGUGGUGACAUUGUUCACAGGACACAGACAGUGGUGGCAUUGUUCACAGGGAACAGACAGUGGUGGCAUUGUUCACAGGGAACAGACAGUGGUGACAUUGUUCACAGGGAACAGACAGUGGUGGCAUAUUGUUCACAGGACACAGACAGUGGUGACAUUGUUCACAGGGAACAGACAGUGGUGACAUAUUGUUCACAGGGAACAGACAGUGGUGGCAUAUUGUUCACAGGGAACAGACAGUGGUGACAUUGUUCACAGGACACAGACAGUGGUGACAUUGUUCACAGGACACAGACAGUGGUGGCAUAUUGUUCACAGGGAACAGACAGUGGUGACAUUGUUCACAGGACACAGACAGUGGUGGCAUAUUGUUCACAGGGAACCGACAGUGGUGACAUUGUUCACAGGGAACAGACAGUGGUGGCAUAUUGUUCACAGGGAACCGACAGUGGUGGCAUAUUGUUCACAGGGAACAGACAGUGAUCUCAUGUUGUUCACGGGAACAGACACGUGAGACCCACUGGUCGCGGUAACUAGGCUAGACACACUGUUUAUGGGAAGAGAUCAGUUAAGAGAAACACAACACGAGGACAUGGAACAUAUUGGUUAUAAGCUGCUUAUAUAUUUUUAAGUAAGUUUAGAAAUGACUAAUUCAAACAAGUCAAACUUCAAGGUGAAGACAUUUUGCCAAACCGGGAAACCGCCAGUCAUUCUCUGGAGAAUUAUUUCACCACUUCUGUUUAUAGUUGGCAAAGGAAUUUAUUUAUUUAUAUGAUCUACCCAAUAUGAGGAUGAAUGAUUCAAACUGUUCGAACGAAGAGAAUGAAGCCAUAUUGCCUAACGAGGAAACAGCUGAGCUCUUAUGGAAGAUCAUUUCGCCAAUUCUCCUUCUACUUGGCACUGUAGGCAACCUCCUUUCCAUUGUUGUGUUGACCCGUAAGGCAAUGCGGAAGUCCAAUAUGUCCAAAUACCUAACCUGUCUGGCAGUGGCUGAUCUAGCGGUUCUGUAUGUCGGACUUCUACCACAAUGGAUAAGUGUUACGUUCGAUGUAGAUAUAAGGGACGUUCAUCCAGUUGUUUGUAAGACACACCCGUGGUUACUGUACUCAAGCCUUCACACAUCGGCUUGGAUUCUAGUCUCUGUGACCAUUGAACGCACAGUAUUUGUUUGGAGACCUUUACAUUACAAGUCUGCUUGUACCAAGAGAGUCGCCACCUUGUGUAUGAUAGUUGUAAUUAGCUUUUGUUUGAUAAUAAAUUGUCACUUUCUGAUCUUCUUGGAACUUACUGAAACAGAUCCAGGAGUUUAUGUGUGUGAUUACGUAAAGACAGCUGAUUAUUUAUACAAGAAAGUGUUUCACUGGAUAGAUCUGUGUGUGUGGUGUAUUGUACCUGUCGUUGUCCAUCUUGUGUGCAAUAUUCUCAUCAUUUACCGUCUACGCGUUCAGACCCAUAUAUUCACAAGACAUAAUUCAAGAACAAGAGCAGAUAGAUUGAGACAAACUCUAGUGACAUCCACGACAACGAUGCUGUUGAGUUUGAACCUGGUGUACCUCCUCUGCACCUUGCCCGUGUCCGUCUUCUUCGUUGGCGAGGAAUAUUGGAACAUCAGUUCCCCGGGGGCUGAGGCAGAAGCACAGCGAGAGCUUAUAAAGGCGUGUGUGAGCCUUCUGAUGUACCUCAACAACUCCACCAACUUCAUCAUCUGCUUGGUCAAAGGUAAACGAUUCCGGAAGGAGGUUAGCACCAUCUUCAGCUGUCGGAGAACACGUGGUCCUGCAACCCAACAAAGACCUACAUCCAUCUCUAAUAUAUCAAGGUCAUUCCGUCAGAGGUCACUUGCAGAGUCAUCAAGAAGUUCAUCGAGGGACAUUAUUGGCCUGAGGUACAGACGAUACUCCGCACAAGGUGGACAAAUAAACAACAUAAGCUCCAGUAUCAGCAUGUGACGAGGUGGACAAAUAAACAACAUAAGCUCCAGUAUCGGCAUGUGACGAGGUGGACAAAUAAACAACAUAAGCUCCAAUAUCAGCAUGUGACGAGGUGAACAAAUAAACAACAUAAGCUCGAGUAUCGGCAUGUGACGAAGUGGACAAAUAAACAACAUAAGCUCCAGUAUCAGCAUGUGACGAGGUGGACAAAAAAACAACAUAAGCUCCAGUAUCGGCAUGUGACGAGGUGGACAAAUAAACAACUUGAGCUCCAGUAUCAGCAUGUGACGAGGUGGACAGAUAAACAACAUAAGCUCGAGUAUCGGCAUGUGUUGAGGUGGACAAAUUCAUUAUAAGCUCGAGUAUCAGCAUCUGACGAGGUGUGACAUUUUGUCUGUGGUUAUUGGAGAAGUCAUUUGCAAAAUGUUGUUUGCAAUUUUUAAAAAAUGUGCAGCUUGGACCACGCCAAAAAGGCUAAUGUGGGUGCAAAAGUGAGAAAUAAAAGACCAUUCUUAGAUCUCGACAAUGCAAGUAGAUUUAAGAAAAGCAAUUACUGAAUCUACAUUAAAAGUAUUAUUAUUGAACAAUUAUACGAUUCCGACUAUAUCAUUUUCAAAUAGUGAUGAUACUAGAUGUUCACGAAAAGUUGAUCGUAUCUUACCCUACCAGUGGCAUCCGUCACAGACACGUGCAGAGGCAAGUCAAGUGUUCCACUUAAAACAACAACACAGGAACGUAAAAGAAAGGUUGAAGUCAAAA
This is a messenger RNA of Haliotis rufescens (red abalone), 3530 nucleotides long. Its product is annotated as probable G-protein coupled receptor 139. The coding region runs from base 1626 to 2789 and encodes 387 amino acids. Gene Ontology annotation, molecular function: G protein-coupled receptor activity. Gene Ontology annotation, biological process: G protein-coupled receptor signaling pathway. The transcript is spliced from 2 exons. The record is from RefSeq and is a predicted model, not a curated record. NCBI's taxonomy places the organism in Eukaryota, Metazoa, Mollusca, Gastropoda, Lepetellida, Haliotidae. Gene Ontology annotation, cellular component: plasma membrane.